Molecule: messenger RNA, 756 nt
Organism: Penicillium longicatenatum
Lineage: Eukaryota; Fungi; Ascomycota; Eurotiomycetes; Eurotiales; Aspergillaceae
Product: SDR family NAD(P)-dependent oxidoreductase
Exons: 4
Coding region: 1-756 (251 amino acids)
Molecular function (GO): oxidoreductase activity
Source: RefSeq, a predicted model, not a curated record
AUGGCGUCUUCUUGGUUCGAAAAAUGGACUCACCCCAAGGGAUCCCUUGUGAUCGUGACUGGAGCGGGCUCCGGAAUCGGAAUGGCGACCGCCUUGGUGGCUGCUGCGCAGGGUUAUCACGUUGCAUGCUGGGAUAUCUCAGAGCAGGGCGUGCUCAAAACCAAGGAACAGGCGGGGGAACUGGCGGGUCAGAUCCAUCCUAUCAUUUGCGACAUCGCCAACGAAGCCGCUGUGAAAAAGGCAAUGGAGGAGACCGUCGCAAUCGGCAAGCCUCACAUGCUGGUCAACAAUGCCGGUCCUGUUGCCGUUGGUCAAAAUAGUGCCUUUAUGGGAAAGAUGAUGGAAGCAAUGGCCAUGAUUGACCAUAUUACAAGAGCAUUCAUUGAGACGAAACCCGCAGCUGGCGCCAGUAUAGUGAACAUUUCAUCUGUUGUGGGUGCUGUGUUUGGCGGUGGUGGGACUUGGUACUCGACAGCAAAGGCUGGCAUUGUCGGCUAUACCAAGAAUUUGGCCUGUGAGCAAAAGGGCCAUAUUCGUGUGAACUGUGUGGCUCCCGGAGGCCCGAUCCGAACCCCUCGCAACGAAAAAUUCCUUGAGUCUGGGCUUUUUGCUAAGCACCUGGACCGCAACCCCUCGGGUCGACCUGGAACUGCUGAGGAGCUGGCCAAUGGCGUGAUCUUCUUACUCUCUCCUGCCGCAAGCUAUAUCAAUGGCCACACCCUAGUCAUUGAUGGAGGCUUGAGCAUUGCAGAGUAG